UAUCCCUCCUCCUUUAAAAGGUCUCUGACAAGUCUGUCUCGCCCAAAAAGCGCUCUCCGAAUGGCCGCCCUCAAAGACACAUUUAUGCCUCCUUGAACCGCUCUUGUUGUUCUAACCUCAACCCACCCUUUUUCUCCGUGUUGUGAACAACAACAGAUACAACAUGUCGUCAGAGAGCAACCAAGCCGAAGCCGAGGCUAUUGCUCCCCACCCGCAACACCCAUCGUCGCGACCGCAAGCCGGCCACCAACAACCCGAAUCCCGCGAACCAGAGCUGAGGAAUGACGGCCUACCAUCGCAGACCGGCCAAUUGACCACUCAUCUCUCUCCGAACGCUGCGCUUACCACACCUACAACGCCUACCAUCACCAGCCCCGAGAUUGCGACUGCGUCAACUCCUGUCACAACCUUGACAUCCGCGACAACGUCACCCCCGUCAGCCAACCGCCAGCGCGCAUCUACUUCUGGUCCAAUCGAGCUCGACACCGCUUUGAGCCAUCCGGGCUCUGUUCGUAUCAAUGUUGAGGGCGCAUUCAUCGUUGAGCACGGCAGCGCUUCGCCGCCACAGACACCAAGUGGAAGCAGCAGCCGCGGUGGUUCACCAAACCGUCAAGAGUCUAAGGACAUCAGACUACCGAACCACACUGCGAUAGUGAGCCAUAUCGCUGUUGAUAUCGGCGGUUCUCUGGCUAAACUGGUGUACUUCUCCCGCGAGCCUCACUCCACGGAACCAGGUGGACGCCUCAACUUCGUCAGCUUCGAAACCGACCACAUUAAUGAUUGUCUCGAGUUCAUGCGCGCCCUCAAGCACAAACACCAAAUGCUUAAUGAGUCUAACAUUGGCCCCGAGCUGUGCGUCAUGGCUACGGGCGGUGGCGCAUACAAGUUUUACGACAUGAUUCGCGACGUUUUGGGAGUCGAUGUCAUCCGUGAAGAUGAGAUGGAGUGUCUGAUAAUAGGACUCGACUUCUUCAUCACCGAAAUCCCCCGCGAAGUCUUCACCUACUCAGAAGCAGACCCAAUGAACUUCGUCGAUCCCUCUACCCACAGAUAUCCAUACCUCCUGGUAAAUAUCGGGUCCGGAGUGUCGUUCCUCAAAGUAACAGGGCCUCGGGACUAUCAGCGUGUGGGCGGUACAUCACUCGGUGGCGGUACGCUUUGGGGCUUGCUAAGUCUCCUCACCGGAGCUCGUAGCUUCGAUGAGAUGCUAGAUAUGGCAUCCAAGGGUGACAACAGUAAAGUCGACAUGCUGGUCGGCGACAUCUACGGCACCGACUACGGCAAGAUUGGCCUCAAGAGCACUACCAUUGCCAGCUCCUUCGGAAAGGUGUUCCGGUUGAAGCGACAAGCCGAGACGGAAGCCGAGGAUAGCGGUGGACUUAGCCCGGUCGACGUUGACGAGGUGCAAUCUAGCGCCGCCGAGGCCGGCGAUCCCUCUACAUCAUCAGCAACUUUGCCUGGCAACAAGCAUUUCUCGAGCGCCGAUGUCUCGGUCUCCUUGCUGUACGCGAUCAGUAACAACAUUGGACAGCUCGCUUAUCUGCAGAGCCAGAUACACGAACUCAGCAACAUCUACUUCGGCGGGUCCUUCAUCAGGGGACACCCGCAGACCAUGAACACGCUCAGCUACGCCAUCAAGUUCUGGAGCAAGGGCGCCAAGCAGGCUUACUUCCUCAGACACGAGGGCUACCUAGGAGCCGUCGGCGCGUUCCUCAAGCGGCAGCCUCAGAAUUGGGGCCGUAGGGGAAGCUUCGAUCAGGCUUCCGCCAUGGAAGCGCGAAUGAAUGCUCGGACGAGAACGAGGGAUGCUGACAAUGAAUAAUAUCGAUGUUUGUCACCGUCGGUUUGCCAUGUCCAGUGUCUCGAAUGGGAAUUGAGGAUAAAGAGGAAGAAAAGCGGAUACCCCGUCAUAGAGAGAAGGAUGUAAAGGUUCUUAUUCAGGUUCAAGGUUUUUAAUAUCUUCAUCGCUGGCGUUGGAUUUGUUUCUCUAUUUUCUCAGUUCGAUGGGUGUUCUCAAUCCAGAUGAUACACGACGCAAGCGCAAGCUUUUGGUUUUGGGGGGCAGCCUUUUUUUUGGUCAUAAUUGUAUGUUCUUUCUAGUAUUUGUAUCGUCAGCGCUUGACGUUGGGCGACCCAUUUUGUUAUGAGAUACCUGGAUAAGCUUUGGAAGCAGCGCCAAUCUAGAGAAGAAACAGUCACAAUAUUCCUAUUAUUUUCGAAA
This is a messenger RNA of Neurospora crassa OR74A, 2221 nucleotides long. RefSeq names its product pantothenate kinase. Gene Ontology annotation, cellular component: cytosol; nucleus. The record is from RefSeq and is a predicted model, not a curated record. The transcript is spliced from 3 exons. Gene Ontology annotation, biological process: coenzyme A biosynthetic process. Gene Ontology annotation, molecular function: ATP binding; pantothenate kinase activity. NCBI's taxonomy places the organism in Eukaryota, Fungi, Ascomycota, Sordariomycetes, Sordariales, Sordariaceae. Bases 164 to 1822 code for a protein of 552 amino acids.